Molecule: messenger RNA, 1498 nt
Organism: Hermetia illucens (black soldier fly)
Lineage: Eukaryota; Metazoa; Arthropoda; Insecta; Diptera; Stratiomyidae
Gene: Fen1
Product: flap endonuclease 1
Exons: 6
Coding region: 107-1249 (380 amino acids)
Cellular component (GO): nucleus
Molecular function (GO): magnesium ion binding; 5'-flap endonuclease activity; RNA-DNA hybrid ribonuclease activity
Source: RefSeq, a predicted model, not a curated record
UCAGCCAAUUGCGCGCGUUAUUUGUUGACAUUUGUGUACUGACCCGGCGUUACGGCACUCGAUUGAAAUUUGUUAAUUAUUUAUUUAUUGUUAAAAUUGGUGUACCAUGGGAAUUCUAGGAUUAUCGAAAUUGAUUGCCGAUAUUGCACCAUUUGCAAUUAAAGAAGGAGAUAUUAAAAAUUUCUUUGGUAGGAAAGUAGCUAUCGACGCUUCUAUGUGCUUGUACCAGUUCCUGAUAGCAGUGCGAAGUGAUGGGGCUCAAUUAACAACAGUUGACGGUGAAACUACUUCUCAUCUUAUGGGUAUAUUUUACCGAACAAUCCGUCUUUUGGAGAACGGCAUCAAACCAGUUUACGUUUUCGAUGGCAAACCACCAGAUCUCAAAUCUGGCGAGUUGGCAAAACGUGCUGAACGCCGUGAUGAAGCCAAAAAGGCGCUUGAAAAAGCAACCGAAGCUGGUGACGAGGCUGAAAUGGAGAAGUUUAAUAGACGAUUGGUCCGUGUUACCAAGGAACAUGCAGCGGAAGCUAAAGAAUUAUUGAAAUUGAUGGGAGUUCCUUUUAUAGAAUCACCCUGCGAAGCUGAAGCACAAUGUGCAGCCAUGGUUAAAUCAGGAAAGGUUUAUGCCACUGCGACAGAGGAUAUGGAUGCAUUGACGUUUGGAUCAAGCAUUAUGCUCCGACAUUUGACUUUUAGUGAAGCGAGGAAGAUGCCAGUGAAGGAGUAUUUUUACGAAAAGGUGUUGAAGGGAUUUGAGUUGAAUGAGAAAGAGUUUAUCGAUCUCUGCAUUUUACUUGGCUGCGAUUAUUGUGAUAGUAUCAAAGGCAUUGGUCCAAAACGAGCAGUCGAAUUAAUCAAUCAAUAUCGAAAUAUUGAAACGAUCAUUGACAACAUUGACAAAUCAAAGUAUCCGAUUCCCGAAGACUGGAACUACCAAGUUGCCAGAGAGCUGUUCGUAUCGCCUGAAAUCACGGACCCAAACGAAAUUGAGUUAAAGUGGGUAGAACCCGACGAGGAAGGAAUUGUCAAAUAUUUAUGUGGUGACCGACAAUUCAAUGAGGAACGUAUACGCAAUGGUGUUAAAAAAAUAAUGAAAUCAAGAUCAACGUCGACACAAGGAAGGCUGGAUUCUUUCUUCAAGGUACUUUCAACAACACCUAAACGCAAGCCAGAAGAUGAUAAGAAGAAUGUAAAUAAGAAAAUCAAAUUGAAUAAUUCAUCGGCUAAGAAGGGUCGAAAGCCCAAGUAAAAACUAUUAAUUACAUCAUACCUAAGAAACAUCUCAUAUUUAAGUUUGCAAUGGAAGGAUAGCUUGAAAUUCAGUUAAUUUGGAAAAUUCCAUUAAUUUUAACUAUCGCUCAGUGAAUGUAUUUGCUCUUGACUUGUUUUUUGCAUUUGUCUCAUUUGAAAAGUGGCAUAUUGUCAUUGAUUUUGCUUUUCUCAUAAGCUUUUCGUAGGUUAUGUGACUUUUUUAAAUAAAAUCGGCGUAACACCUAAA